AUGCUGGCCUGGCUACUUGCCCAGACGAGUCCGGCCCCGACGAACCUACUCUCAACGGCACCGGCAACACCACAAGCGACACCGCAAGCAAACCGCAACGUCCGCGCCCAAGACCACUUAUACUUCCGUGACGAAAGUCUUUCCCCACGUUCCGAGACGCGCCUAACACGAGCCAUGGAGGCUCUUCUCAAGGCUGAGCGCUCCCGGCGUCACAAACGCACCAGACACACCAUCGCCUACUUCGAGGCCAUCGACAGCCUCAGGAACCAGACCGAUCGCGAGUCACGAUGCCGCAUCCUCGCAUCGCUCGCCCUCUCGACCGUCCAGCCUCUUCUGCACCCAACUGCGUACACCUUGGUCGGCACGACAGCCCUUAACCGCGCCCACGUCGCGCAUCACAACGCGCGAGCCAAGCAGGAGGCUACAGUCGGCAGGUUCCGCGAUAUUCUCUCGGGACGUGGCUUCCGCGGUGUUUGGCCUGAUGAGACGUGA
Molecule: messenger RNA, 492 nt
Organism: Colletotrichum truncatum
Lineage: Eukaryota; Fungi; Ascomycota; Sordariomycetes; Glomerellales; Glomerellaceae
Source: RefSeq, a predicted model, not a curated record